AUGCCCCCACAUGCAGACGAGCUUGUUCUUGCAAGCCCGGACAUUGCAGACUGUCCGACAGUGAUGGUGUGCGUGCACGAUCCGCCUGAAGUGUGGGCAGACGUCAACGCCGUGUCCGGGACGAUCGAAAGCGGCCUGUCUGUCAUUCUUGAACAUCCGUUGGCGCGGAUCAUGGCGCGGAUGCUGGCAGAACUGGACGAGAAAAUCGGCUACAUUGACAUUUGCAUUCCGGAAGGCUAUGGCGUGUUUGCGCAGGAGCUCCUCUUGUGGGUGUGGGACAACUACGUGAGCUAUUUCUCGGCAAAGAAGGCUCUUUUCGUUGGCUACGGCGACGCCCACCAGGCAGUUGUUCAUUUGCUCGCGAAAAGACCCGCCAACGAGCUCCGUGAAGUUGUGCGGGCGUCUGUGGCAUUUGUAAAUGCGCUGCCGCUCAAACCGUUGGUACCAGUCAUGGACGAGUCCAUGGUGGACUGGUACUACCAAAACUCACUCAUUUUUGCCAGCCGUACGAACACAUGCUGGGCCGGUGCCAAAGACGAAGACAAGAGGCCGCGAAAAAAGUUUGGCCGUGUAUUGAAGGCGGCCGGCGAUGGUUUGUGGGAAGUUAUCCAUGAGCGGUUUGAUGAGGGGGUGGACUUUCUUUUGGAUCUGGUCGGAGACUUUUCUGACUCAGAAUAA
Molecule: messenger RNA, 678 nt
Organism: Clavispora lusitaniae ATCC 42720
Lineage: Eukaryota; Fungi; Ascomycota; Pichiomycetes; Serinales; Metschnikowiaceae
Source: RefSeq, a predicted model, not a curated record